Molecule: messenger RNA, 621 nt
Organism: Plasmodium adleri (nom. inval.)
Lineage: Eukaryota; Apicomplexa; Aconoidasida; Haemosporida; Plasmodiidae
Product: thioredoxin, putative
Exons: 8
Coding region: 1-621 (206 amino acids)
Source: RefSeq, a predicted model, not a curated record
AUGCCAGUAUCACAUCAUGAAGGUUGUGGCUGUAAAAACUCUGAUGAGGUUUUAAAGGGGGGAGAGUUUUUAUUAAAAUAUAUAAAUAUAGAUAAAGUUACAGCACUAAACGAAAAGACACAUGGGUCAUGUAGAAAAAUUCUUAAAUCUUAUGAUAACAGAUUGUCUCCUGAUAACUGUGAAAGUGAUGUAGAUCACGAAUUGAUAAUCAAUAUUCCUUUUAAUAGUCCUUGCAAAAUUUCUAGCUUAUUUCUUAUUGGUGGAGAAGAAGGCACGUAUCCAAGAAAAAUAAAAAUUUUUUCAAAUAGAGAAGAUAUUGAUUUUGGAAACAUUAACGAUUUUAAAUGUGUACAAGAAUUAGAACUUUCACAAGAUUUCCAUGGAUCAAUUGAAUACCCAUUAAAAGUAACAUCUUUAUUUAAUGUAAGUUAUUUGACGUUAUAUUUUUAUGAAAAUUAUGGAGCAGACACGACUAAAAUAUUUUAUAUAGGCCUUAAAGGUGUAGGAACCAAUUAUACAAGAAAGGCAGUGGAAACGGUUUAUGAAGCAUCACCUAAUUUAUCGGAUCACAAAAUUGAGGGCAGUUCUAAAGCUGCUCAUUUUCGUUUUGAUGCUUUUUAA